This is a messenger RNA of Oppia nitens, 1503 nucleotides long. RefSeq lists its product as uncharacterized. Lineage: Eukaryota; Metazoa; Arthropoda; Arachnida; Sarcoptiformes; Oppiidae. The coding region runs from base 1 to 1503 and encodes 500 amino acids. The record is from RefSeq and is a predicted model, not a curated record. The transcript is spliced from 3 exons.
AUGAAAAAUCGUUUGCAGGGCAGGGCUACCGAAAAACAGUCGAAAAUGUGUAAUAUUGUUGUGUUUGAUGAGGACAUACCUAAAAAAGAUUGUCGACUAACGUUUGUCGACUUUGCACCUACACUUAAAUAUGAUUUUGAUACAAGUGAACUGGAUAGUAUAUCAUUUAGUGAAGUCGUCAACUAUGCUAACGGUUGGCUCAAACAACAGGACUGUUGGGAUGUCGUCAACUGCGAGACCAUUGCCGCUAUUAUAACCAUUACGGUCGAUGAAAGAGGUGUUAUCACAUGGAAAGACAUACUGAAAACGUAUACCAUUUCGGAGGACACACAGGAAUACAAGGAUAAUGUCCGUACGUGGCAUGUGGUCAGGCUAUGCAGGGAUCCGGUCGACUAUCGGGUACUACUAUAUAGGCUAUGGAUACGGCCGUUUGAUCCGCGAGACUAUAACGAAAAAGUCAGGCCAAUCAUACCUGUCCUACAAUAUCGGGAUUUUGAACCGAAACUCCUCGACAAAAACAACCAUCAGUUUGAAUCCAUCGAUGAUGUUAUGAAACGUCUGAAUCAGGCCAUCAAUCAGGAGGAACUGAACGGCAAAAUCUUGAACAUCCAAACACUGGCUUUUAGGGCCGAUAAUCAAUGGCAAGUGAAUACGGAAACUUCGCAGUCGAGGCCAUGGAUCGGUAAGAUUGUGUAUGUUUUGAGAGUUUACUAUGCAUUGGGACCGAUAUUUGAUGAAGAAGUCGGGUUUGCCGAUUUUAUACCCCAAUGUCUAUCGGGUGGAUCCAUAUUCAAACGGCCAAAGUUUGAGUCCCAGCAGUUUAUACUGGAAAAGGCCAGCAAAUGGUUGUCCGAUAAUCCGGAGAUCAACUUUUGUUCGGCCGUUUCAAUGGACGUCAAACUUAAGUCAAUGGUAUCAAUAGACACCAAACAGAUGUCGGCCAUCAGAGAAACCGGAGACUAUAUACGUAUACUACGACUGGCCUAUACUAAGCCCCGGGACGUACCGGCCGACAUACCCGAGUCGGCAACACUGCCGCCGCCGCCGCCCGUCUAUCUCGAGUCCAGACCGUUUGUAUUGCACAAGUCCUACUCGGAGGUCAAACGAUCGGUAAAUGAAUUUAUGAAUCGUCAGGAGUGGUCAUCGCAGGCACCCGACCGGUACAAGUGGUCGCUGUUUAGCUGCGAAACAGUACCAGUGUUUUCGUCAAACAGUUUGAAACAGUCAUUGGAGACAAAUAGUGAUCAAAGUUUUCAGGCUAUACUGUCCUCCAGUCGAUCGAUCAAUAGGUCCGAGUAUUUUGCUGUUAAGAUCUACUUUGAUGUCGGCUAUUAUGGUGUCGACCAUCAGUUACCAGAUAAACAGGGAUCACAAGCACCGGCAGCAGCAGCAGCACCAGCAGUGGACACACCUACCAGUACUACCAGUGCUGAUGGUGUUGGUAGUGGUGGUGAUGAUGCUAGCAAUGAUAAUGAUAAGCGAAAAUCUUGUACUAUUAUGUAA